Messenger RNA from Neodiprion virginianus, 2401 nucleotides. RefSeq lists its product as uncharacterized. The transcript has 3 exons. The record is from RefSeq and is a predicted model, not a curated record. Lineage: Eukaryota; Metazoa; Arthropoda; Insecta; Hymenoptera; Diprionidae. The coding region runs from base 45 to 491 and encodes 148 amino acids.
UGUUAAGUUGCAGGUUCGUUGCUUUCAGUUGAUUUUAGACCACGAUGCUGCGAAGAAGGUCCCCGGCGUCACUCUGCGCCCUCACUUUGGCCGCCAUGUGUAUUUCGCCCGUUCGUUCUUGGAUCAACACCUACAAAUCCGACAUACACCCUGAGUAUCCAGGGAGCUGUUAUGACGCCGAUUCUGGAGCCGUGCUGACGCCGGGCGUCACUAUGACGUUGGCUGGAGGUGCCGGACGCACACCCGGAGAACACUGUGUCAGUAAAACCUGCAUCAGGGCGUCCGGACACUCGACCGGGAACGACGCAAGGUCCGAACUUUUCGUCAAGGUUGAAAGGUGUACGCCGCUCAAGGAGAUUGAUGGAUGCGAGAUAAUUCCUGGGCACGAGGAUCUGGUUUACCCAAGCUGUUGUCCGAGAUUACGAUGCAUCCAACCAGCUCCGGAAGCGCAGUUAAAAUCAGCAAAGUUAUCGUCGAUUGUUGUCGUCUAGCAGACUAUAUAAAGUGGACUUACAAUUCGUCCUCUUUUGUACAUAUUGUAUUUAUAAUAAACUAUAUUACUAUAUUAUACCGUAAAUUGGACUUCUUACUUUUGUUACGCAUGCGGUGAUUUUUUGCACGUCGCGUCGUGCAGUAUAACCGUUAGCUCAUGAUCAUUAAUUUAGUUAUUGUUAUGUGAUCGUUAAAAUCUCCUAAACUAUAGAGGUACAUUUUUUCUACAUUUUUGCCGUCUUGUCGAGAGUUUUAUGUUUCAUUCUAUUCUGUAAAUUUCAUGCGGACGAUUAAAGUAAAGUAGGAAGCGAUGCCACAGUUGUUGGAAAAAUCUUAUAAUUUUGCAAAUACGAAUAUAAAAAUACAAGCUCAUUGGUGAAUACACUUUGCACUUGGGGAUUAUUCACUUUUUUACGUAACUUCGAUUGCAGUAUUGAUAUUUGUCUGCAGCCAUAAUUGGAUAAAAAACGAAAAUCAUAAUUACAGGUCGGUGUAUAUUUGCACGCAACGGAAAUACACGAAAUGUGGAAUCUUUCUCUACUUUACUCUACACUGUCGAAACGUAUUUUCAAUUUUCUUGGUUGAUCAAGCUUUCUCGAGAUUGUCUCUCGUUUUUAUAUUUUACUGCAUACUUUUAACUCUAUUUAUAUGUUCCUAUACUUAUUUGUAACUUGGAUUCGUACGCAUUCGUGUAAAUAUGUUCUCAUUUUUCCAGCAACUAUUUGAAUAACUGUCGCAGUAUUCAAAUAAUAGUCCCAGCACUUUCAUUAACAUAAUCUUUGAGCCUUGACUUGAGGUACAGUGAGUUAUCGACUUAACUGCUUUUUCAGUUUUCAUUGUUUUAUUAUAAGAGCAUUACUGGGCAUGAGACUAUUAUGACAAAUCGUGUUAUCAAUAUUAUAUCAAGUGGCCCCACGUAAAUUUAUACACCAGAAACCUUAGUGGAUCAUAAAAUUAUGAAAGUCAUAUUUUGCGACUAUGAAACCCAUCACAUAGAUAUAAUACGUGAUAUAAUGUACCGUGCUUGAACGUGGAAAUGGACAAGCGCGACGCCUAGUGUAGGCAACCGGAGUUACAAUUCCCAUCUCAGGCACGAAAGUGUAACUCCGGUUGCCUAUCUACUUGGCGCCGAGCUGAUCCAUUCUCGCAUUUGACAAUAUUCGCUGUUGUCGAGAAAACAGCGAGGAAAGCAAUGCGAUCAAGAAGAUGACCCUGACGUUAUUUCGGUUAGUCCAUUAUUGGUAAAAACAGAAUAAAAGUUUGUUAAAUCGCAAAUAUAGUUUAUUCACAAAUCACAUGAUAACGUUUCACUAAAUAAUAACACAAAACAACAGGGUACGAACAUAACUUUAGGGUUCAACGAAAUGUAGCUCUUACUUAGUACAAAUUAUAAAUAGAUAAAUGACAACUCUUUGAAUAAUAAUAAUCAAAUGUGAGAACAACGUUUUGGAGAAAAAUAAUUUUUCUCAUAAAUACUUGUUCGUAUUGUAAACUCACGCAUAUAUAUUUUUUGGUAUUGUUUAAACAGUUUUCGUCGAUCGUUCUAUCACUUCGGCCAAUCAAAUAUCACUUUUUGAAACGUAUGAUUUAAUUCAAUCUGAAGUACCGAAUUAUUUCAAAUCCGUUCGCUCAGUGAGUUCGAAAUUGUAAUCCCGUUACAAUUUAUUUGUAUAAUAUUUUCAUAUGACUUAUGUGCGAAAUGAGUCACAUAAAAGGAAGAGGGUAACGACGUCUCAGAUUGGCCUUGAAUAUACGUCGUUGAUAAAGUAGGUAAAUAAUUCGUGGCUUAACUCGAUCCGCCACACAUCUGGAGUGUUUGAUUUCUUGAAUAACGUCGGCGCCUAAGAACUUGGAGGAAUAAGACUGUCGUAUGGCACCUGAGCGAAGAAACGAUGUGUCAGAUCAGCUA